CUGACACAGUGUAUUCCGUUGUUUUGAUGUGAGAAGAGCCUUUGUUUUUGGUUUCGACGUAUUGCUACGUUAGUUAACCGCUAUUCUUUAUUAAUAACAUUUUCGCUACUCUUUUUUUUCUUUUCUUCCUGAUCGAGUCGCUGAAAAAGGAGCGACUUGAUCCCGCUAAUACAAUUCGCUUUGUGGAAAUCAGGUCAAAAGGGAUGCCGCUGCAGAAAGACUCCGACGGACGCCAACAGUCUUUGGAUUUAAUCUCAUCGCAUAUAAUCGGAGAAAGCAGCUUCUGUAUAAAAUUAAAAGCCCUCAGAAUAAUUCCUGCUCGACCGAGUGCUUCUGAAAGAUACCCGAGCUUGAGUUCACACUAAGGCUCGGUGGCGAACACAGAGAAGAGGCGUAACAACAAUUAGCAAGUGCUAGCGUUAGCAGAGGAACAACAACAACAACAGCGGAUCGUUGAUUUUUCUGUAAGUGUUCGGUUAAGAGGUCAGAUUUUUACGGGGACUUGGAUUUAAAAGCUUUUGCUGUGUGACUGCGGUGAGAAGGCUUUUGUUGCCAUGAAGCUGUUGGAAAACUCCAGUUUUGAAGCUCUCAGCUCCAGACUUUGCGUUGAAACUGGAGAAUCUCGUAUCAUUGGAAGGAUUGAGAGCUACUCCUGCAAGAUGGCUGGUGAUGAUAAGCACAUGUUUAAACAGUUCUGCCAGGAGGGGGAGCCGCACGUCCUCGAGGCUCUGUCCCCUCCCCAGUCCACAAGUGCUACCAGCCCCUCCCAGCUGGGAAGGAGCAGUGAGGAUGGGGAGAACCCUCUGAGUGACAAGUGCUGCAGGAAGACGCUUUUCUACCUCAUCACCACGCUGAACGAGUCCUUCAGGCCGGACUAUGACUUCAGCGCCGCACGCGCCCACGAGUUCAGCCGAGAGCCCAGCCUAAACUUUGUGGCGAAUGCGGUCAACGGCAGCCUGUUCUCAGUGGUGGGAGAGGACUUUAACUCUCUGGGGCCUGAGCUGUGGAACGCCAUCGACCAGGAGAUAACCCUGCAGAGCUGUGACAUUUACAGCUACAACCCAGAUCUGGAUUCUGACCCUUUUGGUGAAGAGGGGAGCCUCUGGUCUUUUAACUACUUCUUCUACAACAAGAAACUGAAAAGGAUUGUCUUUUUUACAUGUCGCUCUGUCAGCGUCAUGAGUGGCUACGGCUGUGGAAGUCUUGAGCAUGAGCUGGACAUGGAGCUGGACGACGAAGAGGAGAUGGAUGGCUUUUCUAUGGACAAGUGCCCCAGGGCUCUGUGUGUGUAGACUUUGGAAACCCCUGGUUCAAAGAACAUCAUCAUCUUUUCCUCCUGCCCUCCUUUUGCUUCCGUUUUUUUUUUUUUUUUUUUUUUUUUUGUGAUAUAUUUGCUGUCUGCCUCAAAGCCAUUUUAACUCUUUGGACUAAUGCAUGUUUCAUAGCUAUUGAUGAACUGAUGUGAUGGACGUUUGGUGAAAAUGCCACACAUUCAUUUGUUUUGGGUUUUUUUUUUUCCAACCACAAACCUGGAGUUUCUAAACAGACUUUGAUGGAUGGAGUCGUCAUCUUCUUUCCAAAAAGGAUUCCAGAAUACACCAGCAACAGGAGAAACAUACACACAUUUUUCAAUUCGACAAAGAGGCUCAUGGGAAACAACAGACUCCUGAAUAUAUGUGCUACUUUUGUGUUUAACGUGACGUUGGUGUUACUGUGAAUACUAGUUUUUCUUACUGAGAUCUGUCUUCUGGUAGAGCUGUUCUAGCAAAUGUUUUGACCUGUUUGAGCAGCAGGACACUCCUCACAUCCCCACUGCAGCUUGGAAACAUAUAGGCUUGUAUCUGUCUCCAAUGUUAAUGUCUGUGAGGUGUGUUUUGUCUUUGAAAGUGGAUUGUGUAGUACAGACUAAAAGACAAAAAUGAUUCUUUUUUUCCUUGAUUGGAAUCUCCUGAAUGUCAAUAAAACAGGUAUACAUCC
Oryzias latipes (Japanese medaka) is the source of this 1977-nucleotide messenger RNA. RefSeq names its product MAF1 homolog, negative regulator of RNA polymerase III b (gene maf1b). Gene Ontology annotation, cellular component: nucleus. The record is from RefSeq and is a predicted model, not a curated record. Lineage: Eukaryota; Metazoa; Chordata; Actinopteri; Beloniformes; Adrianichthyidae. Gene Ontology annotation, biological process: negative regulation of transcription by RNA polymerase III. Gene Ontology annotation, molecular function: RNA polymerase III core binding.